Messenger RNA from Penicillium diatomitis, 1041 nucleotides. Its product is annotated as NAD-dependent epimerase/dehydratase family protein. Lineage: Eukaryota; Fungi; Ascomycota; Eurotiomycetes; Eurotiales; Aspergillaceae. The record is from RefSeq and is a predicted model, not a curated record. The coding region runs from base 1 to 1041 and encodes 346 amino acids. The transcript is spliced from 8 exons.
AUGGGUGAGAACAUCUUUAUAACUGGUGCCUGCGGUUAUAUAGGAGGAUCUAUUAUUGCAAGCUUCGCCCACGUCAAGGAUGGCCUGCUCGCGAAAGCGACAAUACAUGCUGCUGUUCGCUCGGAAGAGCAAGCUCAGAGCCUUACCAAAAAUAAUGUGGUUGCUGCAAAAAUUGACCUGAACAAUCCAUAUGCCUUGGCGGGCUAUAUGAUACGCAAUGACGUGAGUAUCAUUGUUCACACUGCAACAUCCAUAGACGGAGACAUCGCGCAUAACCUGAUAGAAGCGCUCAAACGGCGACGUGAGGCAAACGGGAAGAAAGCGUGCUUCAUCCAUAACUCGGGUCUAUCAGCAUUUGACGAAAGUACCGGAUGGCCCUUCGGACACGUGAGAGAUACUGACCCCGUGUAUUUUCUCGAAAAACAGUGUACGGACACGUAUGUCGUGCGGGAGGUUGAUGUCCUCGUUGCCGAACAGACAGAAUCGGCCGGGUUGACGGGUCUGAUAGUGUUACCUUCAUCUCUGUAUGGGCGAGGAGGCGGAACAUGGAAUCAAACCACGCUACUACUACCGGCCCUCAUUCGAACGGCUAUUGCGAAUAGGCAAGUCUUCAAGUUUGCCAGGGAUAAGGAAAUUCUUCUCACGCAUAUAUCCGACCUCACGACAUUCUACAUUCAAAUAGUUGAAGCUGUGCUCCAAAAACGAGCCCUGCCGGCCGGCACAUCAGGCUAUUACUUCACAGUCUCACACUCGGCCAGAUGGUGGGAGAUUCUGGAUCGACUAGCAAUCGCAAUGCACAAUCGUGGACUCGUGGACGAGCCAACUGCAAAGACAUGGCCGGAUGAUGCAUUUGCAGCAGAGGCACUGGACCUUCCCGUCAAUCUGACCCUGACCAUGUGGGACUCGAGUCCAAAGGUGAGUUGUUUGAAUAAGGACCUGAUCGGUUGGAAACCGGUCUGGGAUCGUGAGAGGUUGUUGGAAAGUCUUGAUGAGGAAAUUGAAAACUAUCUGGAGCUGGCUAGGUCCAAGGAUAGUCCUUGA